Messenger RNA from Pygocentrus nattereri (red-bellied piranha), 2406 nucleotides. It is a transcript of the gene terb1, whose product is annotated as telomere repeat binding bouquet formation protein 1. Gene Ontology annotation, biological process: homologous chromosome pairing at meiosis; meiotic attachment of telomere to nuclear envelope. The transcript is spliced from 20 exons. The record is from RefSeq and is a predicted model, not a curated record. NCBI's taxonomy places the organism in Eukaryota, Metazoa, Chordata, Actinopteri, Characiformes, Serrasalmidae.
AUGUUACAUGCAAUCAAAACAGAUCUCCACUUAUUACUUGAGUGUCUGAAGUACCAGAUGAAAUGUCCAGACUCACAGAAACAAGCUCUACUUACUAUAGUUUCAAUCUGUCAACAGAAUGAGCACAACAUAGAGUUUUUCAAAGAAAUAGGAGGUGUGAGGUUCAUUUAUAACCUCUCCAGGUCUAGCCAUUACUCUGAGGUUAAAGAGACAGCUCUUUUCUCACUUGGGUCCUUGGCUGAAUUUAAUGAGAGCUGUAAACAGGCCCUCUGUAGGGAGGAGACAUUCUGUGACUUGGCACAGUGCAUGAAACACGAAGUGUACCACACGCAGAAGAGAGUGGCAGUAUAUAUGCUCUGUGUAUUGGUUUCCAACAACAGACGGGGGCAAGUCCUUGCAAAGGCAUCUGGAUGCAUUGAUAUUUUACUCACGUUAUUCAGGGACAGCUUUCCAGUCUCUGAUGGGCCUAAUGAACUGCUCCCACUGUGGGCUUCAGUGUCCAGUGCUCUUUGUGGCUGUGUCAACAACCCUCAGAAUGAGGAAAACCAGAAUGCAUGCAUGUGCAUGCUUCCCCGAGUAAAAACGUGGCUGCAGCAGGUAUCUGUAUCCAAGGCAGAGUUGGUACAACCCAUCUGCUCUUUCAUUGGCAUGGCUGUGGCCAAUAACACAUGUGUUCAGGAGUAUUUUGCAUCGGUUGGAGGACUGUUUACGCUCACUGACACUUUAGCAAGUGUGGCGCCUCAGUGCAAAGACAGUCCUGUGGCGUGUAAAAUUGCUGUUAUGAUCACCAGAACACUUUCUGCCUGCAUUGCAGACAAUGAAGCUUUAGCACCUGUUGUGUCUAAGCUGCGGGUGGUACCAGACCUCCUCCUGCUGCUGUCCAGCCCAAAUCUUUGUCCACGAGACCAGCUGGCAGUGGUGUUGACGCUUGGACACUGUACUGAUGCAUGUGUGGAGCAUCAGUCAGAGUUAAUGCUUGGUGGAGGACUGCCUCUGAUGAUCUCUCUACUGACAGAUGCGAAUGAUGAGGAAGUCAGAAAAGCAGCUAUUUUUGUGCUACAAACCUGUAAAAAGAUCACGGAGACACUGGGCGGUGAUGUAUUGGGUCAGAGCGAGGAGUGUGACUUGCAGAGACACUGGCAGUCAGCCCGGGAAAUACUACAGAGAAUCCAGCGCCUUGAAAAACGACAACUGGUUUGUCGAUAGGAAAAGCAGUUGGUAAAGGAUACAGAAAAUUCCCCACCUCGGCACACACAGCCAGUUUUGUUAAGGCCUGCGGAAUGCAGAGAGGAGUUGUGGGAGGGCUUAGUGGUGCGAAAGGUGAAAGGUCAAAACUGGGUAUAUGAAGAGGAGUUGGACAGAGAGAACAUUAUGCACAUGACCCCUACACAAACUCAGGUUCAGCCAGUCACAACCCAGAGAAUGAAAAACCUUGAGCCAAUGCCUCAUGUUCGGAGACAGAUCUUUAGAGACUUUAAUAAGUCAGUAAAUCCUUCCCAAAUAAGAGAGGAACCAGAGGAGAGAGAGAAUAAUAAAAAGAGGGAGGUAACAGAAAAAAGUGAACUACAAAUGAGAAGAGAGGAGAUGAAAAACAGAGAUGUUGAGAAAAUGGAUAUAGAUGAAAGAGAAGAGAUAGUAAAAAUGAAAGCACACCUCAGGCGAAGGACAGACACUAUUGACUGGACUAAUGGAAAUGCAGACAAAGCCACUUGCAGCAAGCCACCAGCAGAAGGCGACAGAGACAUGCAACGCCCAGAUAUUUUCAGACAUCCUGCUCCCAUGAAGCGACGCCAACAGAGACAGUCUCCCUCUGAUGAUGAGCUGUCUCUGUGCUCCGAGAUAUUGGAGAGUGAGAUUGAGAGGAUCCUCAUCACUUCAGAUGUAUCCAAACCCAGCAAGCUACGCUGCGUAGGAUGUGUGAGUGGAGUGGAUGAGGUGAACAGCCAUUCUAUUGGUACUAUGCUGCGUAGCUGCAGUUGCCUUUGCGAGUUUCACCAGGUGUUGCAGCAGGCAGAGGACCGCUUCAAGAGAAGCCUGAAACAUGAGCAUUCCAUGCACACAGUCAUAAAUCUCACCCCACUGAAGAGGCCAUGUGAAGCAGAGGGCUCACACAUGGAAAAGAGAAACGUUUCCAGUCUUCAGUAUAAAACAAGCCUUGGGCAUAGCAAAGAGACUUUAUCAGGCAGUCAAAAGAUAAGGAAGAACUAUUCUGCAGAUGAGCUGGUUUUCCUUAAUGAAGGUGUGAGGCGUUUUGGUAACUCCUGGAACUCCAUACUUUGGGCUUACCCCUUCCAGAAUGGACGCUCUAACAUAGAUCUGGCCAAGAAAUAUAGAAAGCUAAAGCAGGGCUUAGCUCAGGCACCAGACCAUCUCACACUGGAUUCUGCUGAACAAAGAGUUCUUUAA